Penicillium cosmopolitanum is the source of this 201-nucleotide messenger RNA. RefSeq lists its product as uncharacterized. Bases 1 to 201 code for a protein of 66 amino acids. The record is from RefSeq and is a predicted model, not a curated record. NCBI's taxonomy places the organism in Eukaryota, Fungi, Ascomycota, Eurotiomycetes, Eurotiales, Aspergillaceae. The transcript has a single exon.
AUGAGCGUCGGCAUUGCUCCGUUGCAGCUGCAGAAACGAACGAGUGGCAUUCGCUGUGAACAGGAUGAGAUCGUGUCUCAUUCGAUUAGGCCCGAUUGGGCGCAGGGACCCGCACAGGGCCUGCAGAAGACAGGUAAGGCGGUGCGCUGUUCGCAAGGUGGUCAGGGAAAUUGGGCCGGUUGCAAAGAUGUGCCUGAAUAG